AUGGAGGUGCGGGAUAGUCUCGAGAUUGCACAUACUGCGGAGUAUUUGAAUUUCCUUAAAUGUUACUUCAGGGCGUUUUCGGUUAUACUGUUACAAAUUACAAAACCGCAGUUUGUAGACAAUCCUGAGCAUAAGUUACGUAACAUUGUUGUGGAGAUUCUGAAUCGUUUACCGCAUAGUGAGGUUCUUCGGCCAUUUGUUCAGGAUCUUUUGAAAGUUGCAAUGCAAGUGCUUACUACAGAUAAUGAAGAAAAUGGGUUGAUAUGCAUUCGUAUUAUUUUUGAUCUUCUUAGGAAUUUUAGGCCAACAUUAGAAAAUGAGGUUCAGCCGUUUUUAGAUUUUGUAUGUAAGAUCUACCAGAAUUUUAGAUUGACUGUUAGCCAUUUCUUUGAUAACACAAGUGUGGCUGUAGAGGACGUGAAGCCAAUGGAAAUUUCUACUUCUUCAGAUCAAGGGCUUUUGAGUACUGGACAUGUUGGGAAUGGCCUGCUUAAUCCUAGUACUCGUUCAUUUAAGAUAGUUACCGAGAGUCCACUUGUGGUUAUGUUUCUGUUCCAAUUGUAUAGCCGACUUGUACAAACUAAUAUUCCUCACUUGUUGCCUUUGAUGGUUGCUGCAAUAUCUGUCCCAGGCCCUGACAAGGUUCCUCCCCAUUUGAAAACUAACUUCAUUGAGCUGAAGGGUGCACAGGUUAAGCAUGACUGCAGAAACAAUGUUGUUGUUGAAGUUCCUGCAAAUAAGUUAAAAUCUUUUUGUUGUGGGCUUGUGAAACCACUUGAAGGAGUUUCGAGUUUUGCUUUUAGAUUUGUAUUUGAGGAUAUGAAGGCACAGUGGGGUUCUGGUUGUAAGGAUCCAACUUGUGACCUCUUUAGUGCUAGAGCUUAUAAAAUGUCACGCACCUCUUUAGUUGAACACAGUAAAAACCUUAUUCACAAAAACUCUUAUGUGCCUCUGCAUGACUGCAGAAACAAUCAUGUUGUUGAAGUUCCUGCAAAUAAGUUAAAAUCUUUUUGUUGUGGGCUUGUGAAACCACUUGAAGGAGUUUCGAGUUUUGCUUGUAGAUUUGUAUUUGAGGAUAUGAAGGCACAAUGGGGUUCUGGGUGUAAGGAUCCAACUUAUGACCUCUUUAGUGCUAGAGCUUAUAAAAUGUCACGCAACUCUUUAACAGUUUCCUUCUUAACGUACCUGUUAAAGAGUUUCGCUGACUAUAUUAGACCACAUGAAGAAAGCAUAUGUAAAAGCAUUGUGAAUUUGCUUGUUACAUGCUCGGACUCUGUGUCCAUAAGAAAGGAACUGCUAGUUGCCUUGAAGCAUGUUCUGGGAACAGAUUUCAAGAGGGGUUUAUUUCCUUUAAUCGACACACUUUUAGAAGAGAGGGUUCUAGUUGGAACCGGUCGAGCAUGCUAUGAAACUCUGAGGCCAUUGGCCUAUAGCCUACUAGCUGAGAUUGUCCAUCAUGUCCGGAGUGACCUUUCCUUAUCGCAGGUAGAGCCAAUUUUUGAUAAAGGAUUGGACCAAUCAACCAUGGAUGAAGCUCGGAUUUUACUGGGGCGUAUUUUGGAUGCUUUUGUUGGCAAAUUUAGCACUUUCAAGCGCACAAUUCCGCAGCUGUUGGAGGAGGGUGAGGAGGGAAAGGAGCGUGCUACGUUGAGGUCAAAGCUUGAACUCCCUGUGCAGGUUGCUCUGGGACUUUCUGCAGUUUUGAAUUUGCAAGUUCCGGUGGAACAUUCCAAGGAAGUCAGUGAUUGUAAGAAUCUGAUCAAGACCUUAGUUAUGGGAAUGAAGACUAUUAUAUGGAGCAUCACUCAUGCACAUUUGCCACGAUCACAGGUCUCUCCUUCCACACACGGAACACACUCUCAAGUGCUUGUUUCACCAUCAUCUAACUUACCAGCUACUCAAGCAUUCAAAGGGAUGAGAGAAGAUGAGGUGUGGAAAGCCUCAGGUGUCUUGAAGAGUGGGGUGCAUUGUUUAGCCCUUUUUAAGGAGAAGGAUGAGGAGAGGGACAUGCUUAACCUCUUUUCCCAGAUACUGUCUGUUGUGGAACCCCGAGAUCUUAUGGACAUGUUCUCAUUGUGUAUGCCUGAACUUUUUGAAUGCAUGAUUAGCAAUACUCAACUGGUUCACAUAUUUUCUUCACUCUUGCAAUCUUCGAAAGUAUAUCGGCCGUUUGCAGAUGUCUUGGUUAACUUUCUUGUAAGCAGCAAACUUGAUGUUUUGAAGAACCCAGAUUCACCUUCAGCUAAACUGGUUUUGCAUCUCUUUCGGUUUAUAUUUGGUGCUGUUGCUAAAGCACCUGCAGAUUUUGAACGUAUUUUGCAGCCUCAUGUCCUUGUUAUAAUGGAAGUUUGCAUGAAGAAUGCUACAGAAGUUGAAAAACCUCUUGGUUACAUGCAGCUUCUUCGAACUAUGUUUAAGGCUCUCGCUGGAUGUAAAUUUGAGCUUCUUCUGCGGGACUUGAUUCCAAUGUUGCAGCCCUGCCUGAAUAUGUUAUUAACAAUGCUCGAGGGUCCAACUGGUGAAGAUAUGAGGGACCUUUUACUUGAACUAUGCUUAACAUUGCCUGCACGCUUAAGCUCAUUGCUGCCACACCUUCCACGUCUUAUGAGACCUCUUGUUUUGUGUCUGAAGGGAAGUGAUGACCUAGUGAGUUUAGGUUUAAGAACACUCGAAUUUUGGGUUGAUAGUUUGAAUCCUGAUUUCCUGGAACCUAGUAUGGCUAAUGUCAUGUCAGAGGUGAUUUUGUCCUUAUGGUCUCACUUGAGGCCUGCACCUUAUCCCUGGGGUGGAAAAGCUUUGCAACUCCUUGGCAAGUUAGGUGGCCGCAACAGACGUUUUCUUAAAGAGCCCCUUGCACUUGAGUGCAAGGAUAACCCAGAGCAUGGGCUUCGUCUUAUACUUACAUUUGAGCCCUCAACUCCAUUUUUGGUGCCUUUGGAUAGAUGCAUAAAUCUUGCUGUAGCAGCUAUCAUAAACAAAAACAGUGGCAUGGAUGCUUUCUACCGAAAACAGGCUUUGAAGUUCCUCCGUGUUUGCUUGUCAUCUCAGCUUAAUUUGCCCGGUAAUGUUUCUGAUGAGGGAUAUACAGCCAGUCAGUUGUCAAGCUUGUUAGUUUCUGCAGCUGAUUCAUCCUGGCGUAGGUCUGAGACAUCAGAUAUAAAGGCUGAUCUAGGCGUGAAGACAAAAACCCAGCUUAUGGCUGAGAAGUCAGUUUUCAAGAUUCUGUUGAUGACCAUAAUUGCUUCCAGUGCUGAACCAGAUCUGCAUGAUCCCAAAGAUGAUUUUCUUGUCAAUGUUUGCCGUCAUUUUGCUAUGAUAUUUCAUAUAGAUUAUACCUCUAAUAACCCUUCCAUUCCAACUGCUGCUCUUGGUGGGCCUAUGGUUUCAUCAAUUGCUAGUGUCAGUUCCAGGUCAAAGACUAGCACUAAUCUGAAAGAGUUGGAUCCUUUAAUAUUCUUGGAUGCUUUGGUUGAUGUGCUAGCUGAUGAAAAUAGGGUCCAUGCCAAAGCUGCUCUAGGUGCUUUGAAUGUUUUUGCUGAAACACUUCUCUUCCUUGCUCGCUCAAAACAUGGUGAUGUGCUGAUGUCAAGAGGAGGCCCUGGUACACCUAUGAUCGUGUCCAGUCCAUCAAUGAAUCCUGUAUAUUCCCCACCCCCAAGUGUUCGCAUCCCAGUUUUUGAGCAACUUCUACCACGUCUUUUGCAUUGUUGCUAUGGAACUACAUGGCAAGCACAGAUGGGAGGUGUUAUGGGACUUGGAGCUCUGGUGGGGAAGGUCACUGUCGAGACUUUGUGCCACUUCCAAGUAAGAAUUGUGCGGGGUCUGGUCUAUGUACUUAAAAGACUUCCUCCUUAUGCAAGCAAAGAGCAGGAAGAGACUAGUCAAGUGCUUACACAGGUUCUCCGUGUGGUGAAUAAUGUAGAUGAAGCAAACAGUGAACCUCGCAGAAAAAGUUUUCAAGGGGUAGUUGAUUUUCUCGCUUCAGAAUUGUUCAAUCCCAAUGCAUCUAUUAUUGUAAGAAAGAAUGUGCAAUCAUGUUUAGCACUGUUGGCUAGUAGGACUGGCAGUGAGGUAUCGGAAUUGCUUGAGCCUUUGUACCAGCCCUUGCUUCAGCCUCUUAUCACACGGCCACUCAGGUCAAAGACUGUUGAUCAACAGGUUGGGAUAGUUACUGCUCUGAAUUUUUGCCUGGCCUUGAGGCCCCCUCUUCUCAAGUUGACUCAAGAGCUGGUUAACUUUCUGCAAGAAGCAUUGCAAAUAGCAGAGGCUGAUGAAAAUGCAUGGGCUGUUAAGUUUAUGAACCCCAAGUAUGCCUUGUCAUUAAAUAAGCUUCGAACAGCUUGCAUUGAGCUACUCUGUACUGCUAUGGCAUGGGCUGAUUUCAAGACUCAAAAUCAUUCUGAAUUGCGUGCAAAGAUCAUUUCCAUGUUCUUCAAGUCUUUGACUUGUCGGACACCAGAAAUUGUUGCUGUUGCCAAGGAGGGUUUACGCCAGCAAGAUUUAGGAACAAGAAUGCAUUCUACAGAACCCAGGUUGAAUUCAAUGGAAACAUCUAUUCCUGCCAGGUUCGAUAAGGUGCAAGCAGCAUCAGAUAGGCUGACAAAGGCUAUCCUGAGCAAUUAUUCUGUAGAAACAGCCACCAAACCUCUCAUAGCACAACUUAUUUUUGUUGACCAGAAAAAUCUGGAAUUGCUUUCCAAAAGGAAGAUUAAACAAGAAACGAGGGAAUUUCAGAUUGACAAUACUGUGGAGAGCGAAAGAGAAGAAAAGGAAUUUUCUAAUCAGGUUAUUACAAACCCUAAAGAGCUAUGUUUUACCCUUGAUGGAGUUGAACUAAAGAAGAAACACAUUGAGCACAAUGUUAAUGAAAGUAAAGAUAGCAAGGAGAAAGUGGUUAUUAAUCAGCAAAGAAUGCCCAAAGAACUUCUGCAGAGCAGCCUCAGGCCUAUUCUAGUUAACUUGGCACACACCAAGAAUCUUAGCAUGCCUCUUCUGCAAGGUCUGGCCCGCCUGCUUGAACUUUUGUCUAAUUGGUUUAAUGUUACCUUGGGUGGUAAGCUGUUGGAGCACCUUAAGAAAUGGUUGGAACCUGAAAAGCUUGCCCAGAGUCAGAAGGCAUGGAAGGCUGGCGAAGAGCCAAAAAUUGCAGCAGCUAUCAUUGAGCUAUUCCACUUACUUCCCCAUGCUGCAUCAAAGUUUCUUGAUGAACUUGUGACCUUGACUAUUGAUUUGGAAGGGGCACUUCCUCCUGGACAAGUAUACAGUGAAAUUAACAGUCCAUAUCGCCUACCUCUUACAAAAUUUUUAAAUCGAUAUGCAGCACUUGCUGUUGAUUAUUUUCUUGCUCGAUUAAGUGAUCCAAAAUACUUCAGGCGGUUCAUGUACAUUAUAAGAUCAGAUGCCGGUCAACCAUUGAGAGAUGAACUGGCUAAGUCACCACAGAAGAUACUUGCAAGUGCCUUUCCUGAAUUUCUGCCAAAUUCAGACGUGGAGAUGACUCCUGGUGCUUCAACUCCACCUUCUGCUUUGUUGGGUGAUGAAAGCCUUGGUGCCCCUCUGGCCGGUAGUGCCAAUAUACCAUCUGUUCCCCCUGGUGCAACUUCAGAUGCUUAUUUUCAAGGUCUUGCACUUAUUAAAAUGCUGGUCAAAUUGAUACCGGGCUGGCUGCAGAGCAAUCGUCUUGUUUUUGAUACCUUGGUACUAGUAUGGAAGUCACCUGCUAGAAUAUCCCGUUUGCACAAUGAACAAGAGCUGAACUUAGUGCAAGUUAAAGAAAGCAAAUGGCUUGUCAAAUGCUUCCUGAAUUACUUACGUCAUGACAAAACAGAAGUUAAUGUUCUGUUUGAUAUCCUCUCCAUCUUCUUAUUUCACAGUCGCAUUGACUACACUUUUUUGAAGGAGUUUUAUAUUAUUGAGGUUGCAGAAGGAUAUUCACCCAACAUGAAGAGAGCGCUCCUCUUACAUUUUCUUAACCUUUUCCAAUCAAAACAACUUGGUCAUGAGCACUUGGUGGUUGUCAUGCAAAUGCUCAUUCUUCCAAUGCUUGCUCAUGCUUUCCAGAAUGGCCAAAGUUGGGAGGUUGUUGACCCGGGUAUUAUAAAAACCAUUGUUGACAAACUUCUUGAUCCACCGGAAGAGGUUUCUGCAGAAUAUGAUGAGCCUUUGAGGAUAGAACUCUUGCAGCUUGCCACUUUACUACUAAAAUAUCUCCAAAAUGACCUUGUUAAUCAUCGGAAAGAGCUCAUUAAAUUUGGCUGGAAUCAUCUCAAACGUGAGGACAGUGCUAGUAAGCAGUGGGCGUUUGUCAACGUUUGCCAUUUCUUGGAAGCCUAUCAGGCCCCAGAAAAAAUUAUACUUCAGGUCUUUGUUGCACUUCUCAGAACUUGCCAGCCAGAAAAUAAACUGCUGGUCAAGCAGGCUCUUGAUAUACUGAUGCCAGCAUUACCACGGAGGUUGCCUCUUGGCGAUUCUCGCAUGCCAAUUUGGAUACGAUACACAAAAAAAAUUCUGGUUGAGGAAGGUCACUCGAUUCCUAAUUUGAUUCACAUUUUCCAGCUUAUUGUCCGCCAUUCAGAUCUCUUCUACAGCUGCAGGGCACAGUUUGUACCCCAAAUGGUCAAUUCUCUCAGUCGACUUGGGCUGCCAUACAACACAACAACAGAAAACAGGCGCCUUGCCAUAGAACUUGCUGGAUUGGUGGUUGGCUGGGAAAGGCAAAGGCAAAAUGAAAUGAAAGUUGUGACUGAUAGUGAUGUCCCCAGUCAGUCUAGUGAUGGAUUUAACCCUGGGUCUGCUGGUACAGAUCCCAAGCGUGCUGUGGAUGGAUCUACCUUCCCUGAAGAUGCAAGUAAGAGAGUUAAAGUUGAGCCUGGUCUUCAAUCCAUUUGUGCCAUGUCACCUGGUGGUGCCUCCUCAAUCCCUAAUAUAGAAACACCUGGACCUGGUGGCCAACCUGAUGAAGAAUUCAAGCCUAAUGCUGCUAUGGAAGAAAUGAUUAUCAAUUUUCUUAUAAGAGUUGCCUUGGUCAUAGAGCCUAAGGACAAGGAAGCUACUACUAUGUACAAACAAGCCUUGGAGCUACUUUCGCAAGCUUUGGAGGUGUGGCCCAAUGCCAAUGUCAAGUUCAAUUAUUUAGAAAAAUUGCUCAACAGCAUGCAACCAUCACAGUCAAAAGACCCUUCUACAGCUCUUGCUCAGGGCUUGGAUGUCAUGAAUAAGGUCUUGGAGAAGCAACCUCAGUUGUUCAUUAGAAAUAACAUCAACCAGAUCUCUCAGAUUCUAGAACCCUGUUUCAAACAGAAAAUGCUAGAUGCUGGAAAGUCAUUGUGCUCUCUGUUGAAGAUGGUCUUCGUGGCUUUUCCACCAGAUGCUGCCAGUACACCAUCUGAUGUGAAGCUAUUGUAUCAGAAGGUCGAUGACUUGAUACAGAAGCACAUUGAGUUUGUUACUUCCCCUCAGACAUCGGGUGAGGAUACGUCUGUUAGUUCGAUUUCCUUUGUACUCCUUGUCAUCAAAACCCUGACAGAGGUGGGGAAGCACAUUGAACCACCCAUCUUGGUUCGUAUCCUUCAACGCCUAGCACGUGAUAUGGGAUCGUCAGCAGGUUCUCAUAUGAGACAAGGUCAACGAACUGAUCCAGAUUCGGCGGUCUCUUCUUCUCGUCAAGGUGCUGAUCUUGGAGCAGUCAUCUCUAAUUUAAAAUCUGUGCUGAAGCUUAUUAGCGAAAAAGUGAUGGUUGUUCCUGAUUGCAAACGGUCUGUAACUCAAAUCUUGAAUGCCUUGCUUUCAGAGAAAGGCACUGAUGCUAGUGUGCUUCUUUGCAUAUUAGAUGUGAUAAAAGGGUGGAUUGAAGAUGAUUUCUGCAAACCUGGAAGAGUCACUUCAAGCAGUUUUAUUAGUCCUAAGGAAAUAGUCUCUUUUCUUCAAAAGCUUUCACAAGUUGAUAAGCUAAACUUCAGCCCUGAUGCUCUUGAAGAGUGGGACAGGAAAUAUCUUCAGCUUCUUUUUGGAAUUUGUGCUGAUUCAAAGUAUCAAUUUGCCCUACGUCAGGAGGUGUUUCAGAAGGUGGAAAGGCAAUGCAUGCUUGGUUUACGAGCAAGAGAUCCUGACAUUAGGAAGAAAUUUUUUUCGCUUUAUCAUGAGUCUCUUGUGAAAUCGUUGUUUACAAGGCUGCAGUAUAUUAUCCAAGGUCAGGACUGGGAAGCUUUAAGUGAUGUUUUCUGGCUCAAACAGGGCCUUGAUCUUCUUCUGGCAAUCUUAGUUGAGGACAAACCAAUCACACUUGCCCCUAAUUCUGCCAGGGUUCAGCCAGUUGUGGUCUCAAGUUCUCUUCCAGAUAGCUCUGGGUUGCAGCAACAGGUUGCUGAUGUUCCAGAGGGUUCCGACGACGCUCCUCUCACUUUUGAUAGUCUAGUUCUUAAGCAUGCCCAGUUUCUGAAUGAGAUGAACAAACUUCAGGUGGCUGAUCUGGUCAUUCCAUUAAGAGAGCUGGCCCAUACAGAUGCAAAUGUUGCAUACCAUUUGUGGGUGCUGGUAUUUCCCAUUGUCUGGGUGACCCUGCACAAAGAAGAACAAGUUACAUUAGCUAAACCAAUGAUCACUCUCUUAUCAAAAGAUUAUCACAAGAAGCAGCAAGCCAGCAGACCAAAUGUGGUGCAAGCACUUCUAGAAGGUCUUCAGCUGAGCCACCCACAACCUCGGAUGCCAAGUGAACUCAUUAAGUACAUUGGAAAAACAUAUAAUGCAUGGCACAUUGCAUUGGCAUUGUUAGAAAGUCAUGUCAUGCUAUUCAUGAAUGAGACAAAGUGUUCCGAGUCACUAGCUGAGCUUUAUCGUUUGCUCAAUGAAGAAGAUAUGAGAUGUGGGCUGUGGAAAAAGAGGUCAAUCACUGCAGAAACAAGAGCUGGACUUUCACUAGUUCAGCAUGGUUACUGGCAGCGUGCCCAAAGCCUCUUUUACCAAGCCAUGGUUAAGGCAACUCAAGGCACAUACAAUAACACAGUCCCUAAGGCUGAGAUGUGUCUCUGGGAAGAGCAGUGGCUUUACUGUGCUAGUCAAUUGAGUCAGUGGGAUGCAUUGGUUGACUUUGGUAAAAGUAUUGAGAAUUAUGAAAUUCUUCUUGAUAGCCUCUGGAAAUUGCCUGAUUGGGCAUAUAUGAAGGAUCAUGUCAUCCCCAAGGCUCAGGUAGAAGAAACUCCAAAACUCCGUCUAAUUCAAGCCUUUUUUGCUCUACAUGAUAGAAAUACAAAUGGUGUUGGGGAUGCAGAAAACAUAGUGGGAAAAGGGGUUGAUCUUGCUUUAGAACAGUGGUGGCAGUUGCCUGAAAUGUCUGUACAUUCCAGGAUUCCUCUUUUGCAGCAAUUCCAGCAGUUGGUUGAAGUUCAAGAAUCUGCUCGAAUUCUUGUGGACAUUGCAAAUGGAAACAAACUUUCUAGCACUUCUGUUGGUGUGCAUGGUAACCUCUAUGCAGAUCUCAAGGACAUUCUUGAAACUUGGAGACUGAGAACCCCAAAUGAAUGGGAUAACAUGUCUGUCUGGUAUGAUCUGCUCCAGUGGCGGAAUGAAAUGUAUAAUUCUGUAAUCGAUGCGUUCAAGGAUUUUGGCACAGCAAAUCCACAACUACAUCACCUUGGUUUUCGAGACAAAGCGUGGAAUGUGAAUAAGCUUGCUCAUAUUGCUCGUAAGCAAGGCCUUUAUGAUGUUUGUGUGACAAUUCUUGAAAAGAUGUAUGGUCAUUCAACCAUGGAAGUGCAGGAAGCCUUUGUUAAGAUAAGAGAGCAGGCAAAGGCUUAUCUUGAGAUGAAGGGAGAGCUUACAAGCGGUCUCAAUUUGAUUAACAGCACAAAUCUGGAAUAUUUUCCUGUGAAACACAAAGCUGAAAUUUUUCGCCUUAGAGGGGAUUUUUUUUCGAAGAUAAAUGACACGGAAGGUGCUAAUCUUGCAUACUCCAAUGCCAUCAGCCUUUUCAAGAACUUGCCUAAAGGAUGGAUAAGCUGGGGGAAUUAUUGUGAUAUGGCUUACAGAGAUAAUCAGGAAGAAAUUUGGCUGGAAUAUGCUGUUAGCUGCUUUCUUCAAGGCAUCAAAUUUGGUGUUUCCAAUUCCAGAAACCAUCUAGCUCGGGUGCUAUAUCUUCUCAGCUUCGAUACUCCCAGUGAAUCUGUGGGGAGAGCAUUUGAUAAAUACUUGGAGCAAAUACCUCACUGGGUUUGGCUUUCGUGGAUUCCGCAGCUGUUACUUUCUUUGCAGAGGACUGAGGCACCUCAUUGCAAACUUGUUCUACUGAAAAUUGCCACUGUGUAUCCACAGGCUCUGUAUUACUGGCUCCGCACAUAUUUGCUUGAGCGUCGUGAUGUUGCAAAUAAAUCUGAACUAGGUAGAUUGGCAAUGGCUCACCAAAGAAUGCAGCAAGCAUCUGCUGUUGGGGCUGGCUCUCUUGGAUUGGCUGAUGGAAAUGCCAGAGUGCAGAGUCAAGGAAACAGCAGUGCCUUAGCCACAGAUAAUCCAGUUCAUCAAGGCACUCAAUCUGGUGGUGGGAUUGGAUCUCAUGAUGGUGGAAACACUCAUGGGCAAGAACCUGAAAGAUCCACAGCAGUCGAAAGCAGUGUGCAUGCAGGGAAUGAUCAACCUUUACAACAAAGUUCAUCAAUGAUCAGUGAAAGUGGUCAGAAUGCAGUGAGGCGUAAUGGUGCAUUGGGCUUUGUCGCCUCUGCUGCCAGUGCUUUUGAAGCUGCAAAGGAGAUAAUGGAGGCUCUUAGAAGCAAACACAGUAAUUUGGCUGGUGAACUUGAGAUUCUGCUCACAGAAAUUGGUUCCCGGUUUGUGACUCUGCCAGAGGAGAGACUUCUUGCAGUGGUUAAUGCACUGCUCCACCGCUGCUACAAGUACCCAACUGCCACUACAGGAGAGGUUCCCCAAUCUCUCAAGAAAGAACUCUCUGGCGUUUGCAGGGCUUGCUUCUCUGCUGAUGCUGUGAACAAGCAUGUUGAUUUUGUUAGAGACUACAAGCAGGAUUUUGAGCGUGAUCUUGAUCCCGAAAGUACAGAUACUUUCCCUGCCACUCUUUCUGAACUGACUGCUCGAUUGAAACAUUGGAAAAAUGUUCUACAGAGCAAUGUCGAGGACAGGUUUCCAACUGUUUUAAAGCUUGAAGAAGAAAGCAGGGUGCUGCGUGACUUCCAUGUUGUUGAUGUAGAGGUUCCAGGACAGUAUUUUUGUGAUCAGGAAAUUGCACCAGACCACACAGUUAAGUUAGACAGGGUUGGAGCUGAUAUUCCAAUUGUUCGAAGGCAUGGAAGCAGCUUCAGGCGUCUGACUCUAAUCGGCUCUGAUGGCUCUCAACGUCAUUUUAUUGUCCAGACAUCCUUGACCCCUAACGCAAGAAGUGAUGAACGAAUAUUGCAGCUUUUCCGUGUGAUGAACCAGAUGUUUGAUAAGCACAAAGAAUCAAGACGUCGUCAUAUAUGCAUUCACACUCCAAUCAUCAUUCCUGUUUGGUCCCAGGUCCGCAUGGUUGAAGAUGAUUUAAUGUAUAGCACUUUUCUUGAAGUGUAUGAGAACCAUUGUGCAAGGAAUGACAGAGAAGCAGAUCUUCCGAUCACCUACUUCAAGGAGCAACUAAACCAAGCUAUAUCUGGCCAAAUCUCUCCUGAAGCUGUUGUGGAUCUUCGCCUUCAAGCUUAUAGUGAGAUAACUAAGACUUACGUUUCUGAUGGCAUCUUUUCCCAGUAUAUGUACAAGACUCUGCUCAGUGGCAAUCAUAUGUGGGCUUUUAAAAAGCAAUUUGCAAUCCAGUUAGCACUUUCAAGUUUCAUGUCUUUCAUGCUGCAAAUUGGAGGAAGGUCUCCAAAUAAGAUAUUGUUUGCUAAAAACACCGGCAAAAUUUUCCAGACAGAUUUUCACCCUGCAUAUGAUGCAAAUGGCAUGAUUGAGUUUAAUGAACCAGUUCCUUUUCGGCUAACAAGGAACAUGCAGGCAUUCUUUUCCCAUUUCGGAGUUGAAGGUCUUAUUGUUUCUGCCAUGUGUGCUGCAGCACAGGCUGUGGUUUCACCUAAGCAAAGUCAACAUUUAUGGCAUCAACUAGCCAUGUUUUUCCGUGAUGAGCUUCUGUCUUGGUCUUGGAGAAGACCGCUUGGAUUGAAUCUGGGACCUGCUGCCGGAGGGAGUAGUAUGAAUCCUGCUGAUUUCAAGCAUAAGGUCACCACCAACGUUGAUCAUGUCAUCAGUCGUAUCACUGGAAUUGCCCCGCAGUUUCUCUCUGAAGAGGAGGAAAAUGCUGUUGAUCCGCCACAGUCAGUGCAGAGGGGUGUGACUGAGUUGGUUGAAGCUGCUUUGACACCAAGGAACUUGUGCAUGAUGGAUCCAACAUGGCAUCCCUGGUUUUAA
Molecule: messenger RNA, 12381 nt
Organism: Dovyalis caffra
Lineage: Eukaryota; Viridiplantae; Streptophyta; Magnoliopsida; Malpighiales; Salicaceae
Source: the annotation of a GenBank genome assembly